Ceratosolen solmsi marchali is the source of this 599-nucleotide messenger RNA. Its product is annotated as 40S ribosomal protein S15Aa. Bases 98 to 490 code for a protein of 130 amino acids. Gene Ontology annotation, biological process: translation. Gene Ontology annotation, molecular function: structural constituent of ribosome. The record is from RefSeq and is a predicted model, not a curated record. The transcript is spliced from 4 exons. NCBI's taxonomy places the organism in Eukaryota, Metazoa, Arthropoda, Insecta, Hymenoptera, Agaonidae. Gene Ontology annotation, cellular component: ribosome.
UGACCACGAAAGCACUAAAAAUUCAAUGGAUUUUCUUUUACUUCGGGCAUAAUCUGGCGUGUAUAACCCUGUAAUAAAUACAUUUUAAAUCGCAGCCAUGGUGCGUAUGAAUGUAUUGAGCGAUGCUCUCAAGUCUAUUAAUAAUGCUGAGAAAAGGGGCAAGAGGCAGGUUCUCCUUCGCCCUUGUUCAAAAGUGAUUAUUAAAUUUCUGACAGUAAUGAUGAAGCAUGGUUACAUUGGGGAAUUCGAAAUUGUGGAUGAUCACAGAAGCGGAAAGGUUGUAGUAAACCUUACAGGAAGGUUAAACAAAUGUGGAGUUAUUUCACCAAGAUUCGAUGUCCCUAUUACAGAUAUCGAAAAGUGGACAAAUAAUCUUCUUCCCAGUCGUCAGUUUGGAUAUGUCGUAUUAACUACCAGUGGUGGUAUUAUGGACCAUGAAGAAGCAAGGAGAAAACAUUUAGGAGGAAAAAUCCUUGGAUUCUUCUUUUAAGUUUAUUUUGUAAUUAAAAAAAAAAUAAAAAAAAUAAUAAAAACAAGGAAAAUAGUAUUGGCAUUUAAGGUGUUAAAUGCAGCCUGAAUAAACGUCAAUGCAACAAGAA